AUGCCUCGACCAGGAAGAAACACAUACAGUGAUCAAAAGCCUCCUUAUUCAUAUAUCUCAUUGACAGCCAUGGCUAUCCAAAGUUCUCAGGAGAAGAUGUUGCCGCUGAGUGAAAUCUACAAAUUCAUUAUGGACAGAUUUCCUUACUACAGAGAGAACACUCAAAGAUGGCAAAACUCUCUGAGACAUAACUUGUCUUUUAAUGACUGUUUCAUCAAGAUACCAAGAAGACCAGAUCAGCCUGGCAAGGGGAGUUUCUGGGCACUUCAUCCAAGUUGUGGUGAUAUGUUUGAAAAUGGUAGUUUCCUAAGGCGUAGGAAGAGGUUCAAGGUUAUGAAAUCGGACCAUCUUGCACCUACUAAGCCAUCAGAUGCAGCACAGUACCUGCAGCAACAAGCAAAGCUUAGGCUUAGUGCAUUGGCUGCCUCUGGUACUCAUUUGCCACAGAUGUCAACAUAUAACCUGGGGGUCUCACAAACAUCCAGCUUUAAACAUCCUUUUGCUAUUGAGAAUAUAAUUGCUAGAGAAUAUAAAAUGCCAGGAGGACUUGCCUUUUCCACAAUGCCACCAAUGUCAGCUGCCUAUCCUCUUCACAACCAAUUGACUACAGUUGGCAGCUCCAUUGGCACAGGAUGGCCUCACAUGUACAGUUCCAGCAUGAUAGACUCUACCACACCUAUAUCAAUGGGUAACAGUGAUUACAGUGUGAGUGCUUAUGGAGUGCCCAUCAAGCAAUUUUGUCAUGGAGGACAAACUUUGCCUGCUAUACCAGUUCCUAUCAAGCCCACACCAGCAGCGGUGCCAACACUUUCAUCACUCCCAGCACAUAUCCCAACAAUUUUGUCGAACUCUUCUCCAUCAUUGAGCCCAACAUCCCCUCAAACAGCAACCAGCCAAAGUAGCCCUGCAACACCUAGUGAAACUCUCACCAGCCCACCUACUGCCCUACUUUCUGUGGCUGUGCACUAA
Molecule: messenger RNA, 969 nt
Organism: Bufo bufo (common toad)
Lineage: Eukaryota; Metazoa; Chordata; Amphibia; Anura; Bufonidae
Gene: FOXB1
Product: forkhead box B1
Exons: 1
Coding region: 1-969 (322 amino acids)
Biological process (GO): regulation of transcription by RNA polymerase II; anatomical structure morphogenesis; cell differentiation
Molecular function (GO): DNA-binding transcription factor activity, RNA polymerase II-specific; RNA polymerase II cis-regulatory region sequence-specific DNA binding
Source: RefSeq, a predicted model, not a curated record